AGCUUGAAGUCGAAAUCUUUUUUGCUCAGUCUUCUUUGCUUAAUACUCAGUUAUAAAAAACUGAUAGCAUUUAUGUUAAUGAAUCCAACAGCAUUAGAAGGUCGAAAGAAUCUCUAUAAGUCUUAACAAUAACUGACUUGUACAAGCAAGGUAGUAAAAACAAUUAUAGGAAUAUUUUUAUACUGUUAUGCUUGUUUAUCAUAGUGCAAUAGUAGAGCCAACGUGUUACUCAGUGUGCUGUUGAAUAACACCUCACUGUUUACUAAUAAAGGAAAUACAAUGUAGCUACCAGAGGAAGUUUGCUAUAUAUACAUUAUUAUCCUUGUUUAGUUCAUUAGUUGUCUAAGCUUGCAAAAGAAAGGAUGGAAAGGAAUUAUACUUUUACUGGAGAUUUCAGUCCUCAGGCAGUGGCGGGAGUUCUUAGUAUUGAGAUGAUACUAGCUCUCAUAGCUAAUGGUGUUGUACUAGUCAUUACUAUUUAUCAAAGAAAGUCCUGGAAACAAUCAUCAACAAUAUUCUUUACUUCUCUCAUACUGGCACACCUUUUCAUGAUAUUGUACCUUCCAUUCACUAUCACUGCAUUAGCUGCUGGUGAGUGGAUCAUUGGUAGUACUGAUGAGGAGAAGGAAGGAACCUGUGAUUUCACUGGUUUUUUGAUAAUUUAUUGUGUUUAUGUGAUGCUUAUGAUUCUAAGUCUCAUAUCAAUCGAUCGGUUCCUUUUUAUAGUAAAGCCUCAUCUCCACAAGCGGUUCAUGAGUCCAAGGGUAGCUUUGGUCCUUGUCAUUAUUGUGUGGAUAGUCACUGCUGUCCUUUUCUCUUCAGGAUUCAUCAAUGGAUCUGGUAUAGUAUACCAGUACGUAGAAAAUCUAGGAGGCUGCUAUGUGUAUACAACCGGUCCUAUUGCAUCCGUUAUUCGUUAUUUAUUUGCUUCAUUAAUAUUGUCUAUCAUUAUUAUCACAUCAAUUUGGACGUUUUGUUUCACUCGUAAGUUUAUUAAUAAUCAGUCAAUGAUAGUAGGAGAGAGUGUCUAUGCUUCAAAGAAGAAGAGGUUGUUUGGGAUAUUUGGCUCAAUGCUACUGGUCUAUGGGAUUUGCUUUGCUCCUGGUACGUUUCUGUCUUCAUUUUUUGCAAUUAUUGAUGCUCCAGACAAGCUCAACAUCUCAGCUCUUGUAUUAUAUCUUUUGGCCUUUAUCCUGAGUCCAGUUAUUCAGUCAUACUUUAGGCCAGAGAUUAAUAGUGUCAUUGUUAAUAUCAUUUAUCACAAGAUGAUGAAAAAACUUAAUCAAAGUUAUUAUCAAACUACAUCAAGUAAUACAAGUAAAACGAAUACUAAUUCACUUGAUUUGUGAUACUUUUAAACUGAUGA
Amphimedon queenslandica is the source of this 1366-nucleotide messenger RNA. RefSeq names its product apelin receptor A-like. The coding region runs from base 363 to 1349 and encodes 328 amino acids. NCBI's taxonomy places the organism in Eukaryota, Metazoa, Porifera, Demospongiae, Haplosclerida, Niphatidae. Gene Ontology annotation, molecular function: G protein-coupled receptor activity. The record is from RefSeq and is a predicted model, not a curated record. Gene Ontology annotation, biological process: G protein-coupled receptor signaling pathway. Gene Ontology annotation, cellular component: membrane. The transcript has 2 exons.